AUGCAACACGUCCAAGCGCUCGUGGAUCAAUUCAAAAAAGCUUCCGAAGAGUACAAUCAUGGACUCGUGGCUUAUCAAGCCAAUAAUUUUGAGAAGGCAGUCACGAGUUUGGAGCAAGCCAAAACACUCUUUCAGAAUGUUCUCAAUACUCCCAUUCCCGAGAAGUAUGCCGAUAAAUUUAAAGUCGCUUCGGAUCAUCUCGUUAAAACGUUUGAAUUAUUACUGAGAGCACAAUAUAAACUUCCCGAUGCUCAAUUUGUAGAAAUUCAAAAGGGUUUCAUCAAACUCAUACGACAACAUGUCUCAAGUGGAGCCUUCAAUGAGCAGAAAUUACAAUUUUUAUUUCAGAGUUACAUCAGCUGUAAAUUGAAAGCACACAAAUCUCCACAACAACAACAACCAAUAUAUACCAUUUUGGAAGCCAUUGAUUCAUCAUUUGAAAAUAGGCAUUUGGCCUUUCUGAGGAUGGAAUUACAGGCCAUUGAAGAAUUAAAUUGUCAAGAUGUACUCUUUAAAGAGAAUAUUUUAGUAUUGCAACGAUUAUGUGAAGUUUUAGAAAAGAAGGAACCAAACUCUAGCGAUAUUUACCUCUACAAAACCAAAAGAAUUCUUGCUUACUUACAUUCGUACUCGGGAUCUCAGCCGGUUUCAGAUUCUCAAAUUACUAAGGAAUUGGAGGAGGUCAUCUCUCUUCUUUCCAAACAACAGACAAUUUCGUCAGCACUCGAUUCUCCUCUCGUUUCAUCCAUCAUUCCUUUUGUGAUCCAUCUAGUGACAACAUUUGUAUCAUGUAUGCGAUUUCUAGAAAAGCAAUCAUCCAACAUUGACGAGCUUCUCUCUGUGAAUGCUAGUAAUGACACACUCUCGAUGAAAAAUAAGGAUGUUUUUAGCAAAAUUUUGAAAGGCGUCUUCUCAGGGAAUCUUGAGAGUAUGAGCUCCAUGCUCAACUCACUAACAGUUAAUCUUUCUUUUGCUGAUUUGAUUUCAGUCUUCAACAAGAGAGAUGUUUUGUACAUAACCUAUUUAUUGAUUUCCAUGAUACGUUUCUGCACGCUCUAUGGAUUUGACGAAACAGUUCUGCAGAUUAGAAAAUUAUUUAUGAAACCACUUCCAUCAAAUGCAGAUGCAGACAUUGUCAAGCAAUGCAACAAUAUUAUUAACAUUUUGAAUGAUCAUGCACUCCAUAUGAAUGACCAACAAUCCAUAGUGAAAGAUAAGCUCGAUGCUUUUCAAGAUUUUGAUUUCAAACGACGUUUCAACUGUAAAUAUAACGACUGCUAUGUACAGCUUGCGAACGAAAUUUCAGACAAAAUGUCACAACAUUCUCAAGAAGAUAUUAACUCUCUCUCAAAAUUUCAUUAUACUCACUGUAAAGUAGCCAUGAAAUAUGAUAUCCAAAUAGCAUAUCAAAGUCUUAUCAAAAGCAUGAGAUAUCGAGGAAUUCUGGAAAAAGAAAAGAGAGCAGAAACAAAGUUAAUCGAUUUCAUCACCAAAAAGUCCACAAAGAGUGAGUUGAAAGCGUCGUUUUCCUUGGCUCAACAUUUUGAACACACAUACCAUACCUUGCUACAUUACCAGCAAAUGAUUCGAAUUCAUGAAAUUCGUGGCAAUUUCUCAACCUGUGAGACAUGUAUCAGACAAGCGUUGAGGUUCUCUAUUUAUGUGAAAUGUCUCAGUUUUACUCUUUCAUUUUUGUAUCAUUUAGCUCGCCUUAAAUUGAAUAGACAUGAUUUUGAUGAUGUGGAAACACUGGUAGCGAUUGUGAAGUCUCUCAUCGUUUCAGACCCAAAGCAAUCAAAGAAUGCAAUAAUUAACAAGUUUGCCAAAGAGUUUGUACUCUUGGAGAGUACCAUGCUCAUCAUGCAAAAUAAGGAUGAGGAAGCUGAAUCCCUGCUCAACCAUUCUGAAAAUUUGAAGAACGACAUUGGCCUCGAAUUACAAAAGGUCAUUCUCCUUUUGAAACGAAAUGAUGAAGAAGGAGCCAAAGAAAUACUGCAAAAACUUUCGAAGGUUGUAGAAACAGAUCAAACACGAGAAGAAACAUUGUGGGUGAAAUAUUAUUGCAAUGCACUCAAUAAUAACCAGAGUUUGAAUUACGAAUUUAGAUCGACCUUUGGUUUGGCGUGGAAUGAUGUGCCAAUACCUCUCAAGAAGAGAAUUCUUUCACACAUGAGGUCUGAUCAUUUACGAAAUGUCAAAGAAGAAAGAGAAUUUGCAUUCUUUUCUUCCAUGUCGAUGGGUAUUCGGUUGAAACACACAUUACAAGAUUUACUCGAUUUCUUUAACACUCCUAACAAUGCAACGUCACCUACCAGUUCUGGAAGUCAAGACGAUACCAAUGACAACAAUAGGGGAGUUGAAAAGAUGAUGCGAAGACUUUCUCUUGCUAACGAAGAGCUUCAAUUUUCUUUCAUGAUGGAUCUUAAAGAUUUGACAACAAAGAACACAUUUAUGGACAGUCUUAUUUCCAUACUGCCCAGUAAUAUUUCUGUGUGUAAUAUUUGCAUCUCUGAUGUUAUGAACAAUCAUAGAAGCGAUCAAGAUUGUAUCGUGCUACCAAUUUCACUCACAAGAAACGAAGAUUCAUACACUAAGCUCAAUAGACUAUUCAGCGAAUCUGCCAUCAAACAAACACAAUUACAAUACCACAAAUCUUCUAACUCUGACCCUCAUUUAAGUUCAAGUAGUUUAAGCUCAUACUCUAAUUGGAAAUCCUAUCAAGCAUUGUUUGGAAAGGACAACAACAUUUUACAUAGGAUGCUCCUCUCGUUUGAUCAUUUACAAAUUUUAAGUAAGGAAUCUUUCACCAUCACUGAUAAAUCAUCAUGGUGGAAGAUAAGAAAGGAACUUGAUGAAAAAUUAGCCAAGCUAUGUGAAUAUGUUGAAGACCUUCUAUUUGGACCUGUUAAACUAUUGUUAAUACCUCGUCUCAUGAAUGAAUUUGAUGAAACACUUGAAGAUCGAUGUGACACAUUUAUCAACAGAUUGAAAGAAAUUACAAGUGGUUUGGAUAUUGCCUUCGAUGUACGAAUUGCCAAGCUCAUGCUCAAGUCGUUCAGUGCUUUCAGAGAAGAAAAUGACCUUGUUGAAAGUAUUCGAUAUUUCAUAUUGGGAGAUGCUGCAGAAUAUGAUGCAUCCAUCCUGUCAGAAAUUCAAACCUUAUUUUGCAACACAUUUAUUCAAGCAUUCAGUGAUCAUGAAAAGAGAGCUACAACUAAGGAGGCCAUGUUCCGUCACUGCAAACGAAUUGAGUCACAAAAGAUCAAGAGAAAACAUAUUGUGUUUUGUUUGGAUAAGUUAAUUCAACAAUUGCCAAUCGAAACAAUGCCAACCAUUAAGAAUUAUCCAUCCUCAAGAAUGCCAAGUUUACUUCUAUUGUACUACCAUCUCAACCGAAUGACCGAAAUUAAUGGUGAAGUUAAGAAAAACAAUGUCUAUUACUUGCUCAAUCCAAGUGGAGAUUUGUCAGCUUCAGAGGACAGAUUCAAACCACUAUUUGAACAACAACGAAAUUGGAAGGGAAUUAUUGGAAAAAGUCCAACAGAAGACGAUUUUUAUCAAGCUCUUUUGGAUAACGAUCUGCUUGUGUAUAUUGGACAUGGUACAGGAGAGAGAUACUACAAUCCACACAAAAUACGAAAGUUGUCCAGAUGUUGUCCAAUUCUCUUGAUGGGAUGUAGUAGUGGAAGACUCAAAGAAUAUGGAAACUAUGAACCAAAUGGAACUGUUCUAAGUUUUCUUCUUGCUGGUUCACCUUUUGUAAUUGCCAACUUGUGGGAUGUGACUGAUAAGGAUAUCGAUCGGUUGACUGAAUUCAUGUUAGAGAAGUGGUUGUGUAACAAUGCUCAAAAUCAGUCUGUGUGUGAGGUAUUGUCAAAAGCUCGAGAUACUUGUUUAUUACCAAGCUUGAUAGGAGCUGCCACUGUUUGCUAUGGCUUGCCAGAUUUGUUAAUAAACUAG
Naegleria fowleri is the source of this 3960-nucleotide messenger RNA. RefSeq lists its product as uncharacterized. NCBI's taxonomy places the organism in Eukaryota, Heterolobosea, Eutetramitea, Acrasida, Naegleriidae. The transcript has 2 exons. Gene Ontology annotation, biological process: proteolysis; meiotic chromosome separation. Bases 1 to 3960 code for a protein of 1319 amino acids. The record is from RefSeq and is a predicted model, not a curated record. Gene Ontology annotation, molecular function: cysteine-type endopeptidase activity. Gene Ontology annotation, cellular component: cytoplasm; centrosome; nucleus.